AUGGAUGUUUGCUGGCUAGCCAGCUGGGUUGAAGUUUGGUGGUUUGGUUUGCAUCACCGCUUUGAGGUUUUUGCACGUAGUCACUGCACCAUGGACGAGCACGAGCCAGAUGAAAUUCGCAGCUGGUCGGGCGAUUUCGACCCCUUGGCUGAUAAUGCCGAGCGCCGUGUGCUCUUUGCUGCAUUUGAUUCUUUUAGGCAAUAUCGAAGAACGGCGCACAUGAACACAACUCACCGUCGUCGUCAGGCAUUCUAUGCCCUACCAUCUGCCCACUGGCAGAUGUUGUCUGAGCCGCCAUUCUCCAUCCUCGACAACUUCAACCGCGUGGAUGACGCCAUUGACGUGAACGCCGACAUCGCAGAUGCCAUCCUGACCACCGGUCUCUCGUCGUUCGGGCUAUCAGCGAACCCUGACCCCAACGAUCCGCGUGAGAACUGGCACGGGACGGCCACUCAAUCCGAUGUCAACAAGGCGCACUCCACCCUGAGACAGUUCUACCGGGACUGGAGUCAAGAAGGCCAAGCAGAGCGAGACGUCUGCUACGGCCCUGUGCUGUCCGACUUGCAGAACGAGUUCGGCGCACGGAUGGGCUCCGAAGACGAGGACGAAGUCAGGGUGUUGGUUCCUGGCGCCGGUCUGGGGAGACUGGUGUUUGAGAUCUGUCGGCAAGGCUUCGCCGCGGAAGGAAACGAGAUCUCCUAUCACCAGUUGCUGGCGAGCAGCUGGAUUCUGAAUCACACGCUCGGCCCUCAGAAACACGCACUGCAUCCCUUUGCGCUGCAUUUCUCGAACCUCCUGUCCCGGGAGCAGCAACUGCAGGAGGUCAUGAUCCCCGAUCAGCAUCCGGGUACGGCUAUGGUGGAAGCCCAGGCGAAUUCGGCGCCAUUUGGGCGCAUGAGCAUGUCGGCGGCCGACUUUACUGUGUUGUACACCAACCCCAGCAAUAAAGAGGUGUUUGAUGCCGUGGCGACAGUGUUCUUCAUCGACACGGCGCCGAAUCUCAUCCGGUAUAUCGAGGCGAUCCGACACUGCCUCAAGCCCAACGGCCUCUGGAUCAACGUGGGACCGUUAUUGUGGCAUUUCGAGGACGGCAGCAACCGCAGUCAGCACGGAGGCAGUGAGGAGGGUCAGGGUGACCAGGGGAUUGGGGAGCCCGGGAAUGUGGAGCUGACGGAGGCAGAAGUGUUUUGCCUCGUGGAGCGAAUGGGCUUUGCGAUCGAGAAGCGCGAGGCGCCGCACGAGCGACCCAUGUGUGGAUAUAUCCAGGACCCGAACAGUAUGUUGCAGCCAUUGUAUCGGCCGUCGCAUUGGGUAGCACGGAAACAAAAUGUAUAA
Aspergillus luchuensis is the source of this 1335-nucleotide messenger RNA. RefSeq lists its product as uncharacterized. The record is from RefSeq and is a predicted model, not a curated record. Gene Ontology annotation, molecular function: S-adenosylmethionine-dependent methyltransferase activity. Bases 1 to 1335 code for a protein of 444 amino acids. Lineage: Eukaryota; Fungi; Ascomycota; Eurotiomycetes; Eurotiales; Aspergillaceae. The transcript is spliced from 4 exons.